Molecule: messenger RNA, 2112 nt
Organism: Sabethes cyaneus
Lineage: Eukaryota; Metazoa; Arthropoda; Insecta; Diptera; Culicidae
Exons: 4
Coding region: 1-2112 (703 amino acids)
Source: RefSeq, a predicted model, not a curated record
AUGACUCACGCGGAAGGCAGAGCCAAGAGCUUGAUGACAACGGUAACAGACGCUAAGAGCGAUGCAGCUGCGGUAACAGAAAUUUCUCCCCCUCCUAGUUCGCAGAGGUCCACUGGAAAGUCAAGCAGUAAUCGGAGCAACCGGAAAGUCGAACAGAUGCUUCAGAAGCUGGAAGAGCAGAAGCAGUUAGAGCAAAAAUAUUUGGACGAAAAGUACCGUAUUUUGAACGAAGAGGACGGCGAUGAAACAAUCCUUAGUGAUGAUGGAAUGGGAUCCGAAGAGGCCUCUAAAGUGCGAAGAUAUCUGGAAAAGGGAUAUGUCCGGAAGCUAACAGAGCUUGAACUCAAAACGAGUACGUCGAAGGAAUGGUAUUUGUCUGUAUUCCCUGUGGUCAAUCCCAACAAACCAGGAAAGGCGCGGCUUGUAUGGGAUGCAGUGGCCCCUGCGUACGGUGUUUCACUUAAUUCGCUUUUACUCAAGGGCCCUGUCCUUCUCACGUCACUGCUAGUCGUCCCCAUUAAAUUUCGAGAGUUCCAGAUCGCAAUUUGUGGAGACAUCCGGGAAAUGUAUUUGCAGAUUCUACUGAAGCAAGACGUCCAACUGUGCUUUUUCUGGAAUGACGAGCAGAAGAACGCGAAUCCUGGUGUGUUUUGCAUGUUGGGUUUACAGUUCGGCGUAUCGUGCGCUCCAAGCAUUGCGCAGUAUGUCAAAAUUGCCAACGCUCGCCAAUUUGAAAAGGAUUACCCGGCAGCAGUUCGCGCCAUCGUAGAUCAACAUUACGUUGAUGACAUGCUUGUAAGCGUGGAAAGCGCACAAGAAGCGGUAAAGAUCGCACAGGAUGUGAAGAAAAUUCACGCGAGGACUGGGUUUGAAAUGAGACACUGGAUUUCAAACUGUCCGGCUGUCCUGGAAGUAUUACAUGAACGAACAACGGAAGAGAAAGAUCUGAAUAUGACUGAAGGGUUAUCAACUAAGAAGGUACUUGGGAUGUGGUGGAAUACAACCACAGACUGUUUCACCUUCAAGGUCUCUCCGCGGUACGAUCCCGAACUUAUGUCAGGGCAGCGGAAACCAACGAAACGGGAAGUUCUUAGGACCUUAAUGAUGAUCUUCGACCCAUUAGGGCUCAUUGGUCAUUUUUUAAUGUUUCUAAAAGUGGUACUGCAAGAAAUCUGGAGAUCUUCCGUAGGCUGGGAUGAACCCAUCGAAGAACAGCAAUUCAAGAUGUGGAUGCAAUGGCUAAAGGUUCUUCCUGAAGCAGCGCAGGUGGAAAUUCCUCGAGGCUAUAGGACGGCUACAUCUGUUGGAGGUUUGAAUGAGGUGCAAAUGCAUAUUUUUGUUGACGCCAGUGAGAAAGGUUUUGCAGCGGUGGCGUAUUUACGUUUUGAGGAAGGAUCAAUCAUCGAAACUGCGUUAGUUGGAUCAAAAACUCGUGUAGCACCGAUCAAAUUUCUGUCCAUUCCGAGUUUGGAACUUCAAGCCUGCGUCAUCGGAGUCAGAUUGGCGAGUACCAUUAUGCAGUCCCUGGCUAUUAUAGUGAAUCGGCGGUUUUUCUGGACAGAUUCAAGCGAUGUCAUCAGUUGGCUCAAAUCUGAUCAUCGCAGAUACAGCCCAUUUGUCGCCGUCCAUUCACCAGUACUAACUCCCAACCAUUUUCUGCUGGGAUCAAGCAACGGAAUACGCCCGUGGGUUCCAUUUGGCGUUAGCUCGGAAGUACUUAAGAACCGCUGGAAACUGUCGCAAAUACUAGCCAAUCGAUUUUGGAAGCUGUGGCUCCGAGACUAUCUUCCGUCAAUCACGCGCCGUACAAAAUGGUUUAAGGAGACGAAGCCCAUCAGCAUCAAUGACAUCGUGAUCAUCGUAGAUCCAAAUUUUCCUCGAAACACUUGGCCUAAGGGACGAGUUAUUAGAAUCAAGAAAGGAUCGGAUGGACAGGUGCGGAGCGCCACCGUGCAAACCUCCAGUGGUUUCUACGAGCAACCAACAGUGAAGCUUGCCGUGCUCGAUGUAGGCGUUGGUAGCAAUGCACCUCAGGAGGACCCGAAGCCCAUUACGGGGGGGAGUGUUGAUUGCGCUACUGUACGAGCCCGUUCAACCUCACACGCUACCUAA